Molecule: messenger RNA, 3013 nt
Organism: Micromonas pusilla CCMP1545
Lineage: Eukaryota; Viridiplantae; Chlorophyta; Mamiellophyceae; Mamiellales; Mamiellaceae
Exons: 1
Coding region: 1-2904 (967 amino acids)
Source: RefSeq, a predicted model, not a curated record
AUGCACGCGCACGGUCACGGCGGCGCCGUGAUGGCCGCGGCGGGAUCGAUUCCGGCGCUAGCGUCGCGGCGAUGGAGCGCGCCGCGUCGCGUCGUCGGUGGACGCCCGAGAGCGCGCGCGCGAUGCGUCGCGUCGAGCGCGUCGAGCGCGUCGUCGUCGUCGUCGUCGUCGUCGUCGUCGCGGCGGCGGCGCGCCGUCGCCGUUCCCGCGCGCGCCCUCGUCCCCGCCCCGGGGUCGUCGUCGUCGUCGUCGUCGUCGAGGGCGCUCGCGAAUCGCGCGGCGACGCGGCCGCGCGGCCGUCGCGUCGUCUCCGUCCGCGCGACGGACGACGACGACGACGACGCGCGCGAUGACGACCGCGCGACGCGUCGCACCGAAUCCCUAGAACCCUCCGCGACGGAGGAUGGAGAAUUCGUCACCGCGACCGACGCCGCCGCGGUCGAGGAGUGCGAGGACGAGGACGAGGACGAGUACGAAGAGAUCGAGGAGUACGAGGAAGUCGAGGUGGACUACACCCCGCUCGAUCACGCGAAGGACUUCGUCGAGUCCUUGGGGACGUGGGAAGACGUCGCGCGAUGGGGGAAAUCGGCGGAGGACGAUUCGUCGUCGUCGUCGUCGUCCAAAUCCUCGUCCUCUUUCGCGGCGAGCGCGACGAACCACAUCUCGUCCGCGCCCGGGGGCCAGCUCGGCAUGGCCCCCGCCGCCGGGAUGGCCGUGACGAUCGCGUUCGUCGUCGGCGCGCUGUUCGGGAGGAAGGCGUCCGAGCGCCGCGCGGCGGCGGCCGCGGGCGCGCUCGCGGAUCUCGUCGCGCGCGGCGGCGGCGGCGGCGGCGGCGGCGGGUUGAAAGUCUUCACCGAGGAGGACCGCGUCGAGGAUGAGAAGCGCCGCGCAAAGAGCAUCGCGGACGCCAAGGCGGCGGAGGAGGCGCGAAAGAAGAAGCGCGACGAGGACGAGGCGAAGUUUGUCGCGAGCGAGAAGAUCCGCCUGGCGAAGGAGGCUGAGGCUCGCGCCGAGGCGGAGAGAGCGGAGGAGGCGCGGCGCGCGAAAGUGCGCGCGGAGCUCGCGGAGCGCGCGGAGAUCGAGCGCGCGCUUCGAGAGGAGAAGGAGGAGAAGGAGCGCGUCGAGCGCGAGAGGCGAGAGAGGGAGGCGCGCGAGGAGCAGGAGCGGCGGCGGGUCGAGGAGGCGGAGGCUCGAGCCGCGGAGGAGGCUCGCCGCGCCGCGGAGCGCUCGCGGCGCGGCGAGACGAGCAAGUCGUUCGACGUGACCGCGUACGUCGAGCUCAACUUCCGCGCCGCGCGCGGGGACGUCGAGGCGACCGUCCGCGCGCGCGCCGGGGCGUCGUCGCCGGGCGCGGAGACGGCGACGUUUCCGAGCUCGGAGCUCGCGCGUCAGGGCGCGCUUCGCAUGUGUUCCUCCGUCGCGCGCGCCGCGCUGACGAACUACGCCUCGGACGCGCGCGUGAAGCAGAUGCUGGUUGAGCCGUGCGCGAUCGGCGUGGAGAGCGGCGGGUUCGACGAGGUCGAGUUCGAUCACUGGAUGCGCGUCGCGCAGGCGAGGACGGACGCAGAGCUGCGGACGCUGACGAUGCGCGUCGGCGCCGGGUUGGAGCUCGCGCUUCGACAGCCGAACGGGACGAGCUCGAACCGCGCGGAGUCGAGGGAGGAGGAGGUGACGGUCACGCGCGCGGCGUUACCGAUGUCGGAUUUUGAUAACGUGUCGAAUCGUUUGAUCGCCGCCGCGAGCGCGGCGGGGGACAACGCCUUUGCGGUGGCGACGGAGGAUCUGGAGUACGUGUCGCGGUACGAGCUGUCGCAGCUCCACGGGUUGGAAGGCGGGCUCGUGUUUCCGGCGGUGACCGAGAAGGAUAUGGAUCAGAGGCGCGCGAACCCGCUAAAAGGGGUUUUGAUCGCGACGAUUUUGACGCUGUCGCACUGGCUGAGGCGCGCGAGCGUCGCCGCGGACGGCGGCGACGCGUCGCUUCUCGCCAACUGCGAGACGCUCGCGGCGCAAAUUUUAGGCAAAGUCGCCAACGCGGAGGGAUCUUCGUGGAAGGCGAUGUACCUCGACGGCUUCAGCGGGGACACUCUGUCCCAGGCCGCGGCGAUGACGCGCGAGCUCCUCCCCGACGGCGACCCGGUGCGGGCUAUCCUCGACAAGGCGGAGGAGGAGGCGAGGAAGAAGCUCGCGGGCGUGCCGACGACGGACGAGGAAAAUUACCCGGAGCGCGAGGAAUCGCGCAAGGCGCGGUUCCGAGCGGACCAAGAAGCGAUCCCGCUCGCGGAGAAACUGUGGGCGAUGCGCAACAGCGCCGCGCAGCUGUCCCAGUCCGGCGCGCGCGCGCAGGCGAGGACGAUGCUCGAGGAAGCGUACAAGCUGCGCGUGGAGUCGGUUAAAAAAGCGCGAGAGAAGGCGGCUACGGCGAAAGGCUCGCCGCCAAAGCUCACCGAAAAGCUCUCCGAGGUCACGGCCGCGCUCGGCCCGCCGAGCGUCGCGCCUGAGACCCUCCCGGAGCUCCUCGCCCUGGAAGAGUGCUUCGCCGGCGAGGCGUCGUGGAAAGCCGAGCUCUCGGGGGUCAGAGGGCAGGUGUUGAAAGCCGUCCGCAACGCCGCGGAGCAGGCGGGCGCCGCUGGCGAUUGGCUCGACGCCGCGGCGAUUCUCGAGGGCGCCGCGAGGGAGUACGGCGCGAAGCUCAAGCUCGGCCCGGAGAACGCGGCCGUGAUGGCGACGCGAGAGGCUGCGGAGAAGGCGUGGGAGGCGGCGGGCGUGGAGAAGGAGGACGACGACGCGAAGGACGAAGCCCUGACCAAGUGCGCGGGCUCGAACGUCCCGCGCGGCGCCGGCGGUGGGAUCGUCCUGAAGCUGUCCAAGCGGUACCUGAAAGAGUUGGAGGCGCGGAGGAAGUGAUAAAGAGGCGGCGGGAAGCGAUGGGAUGGCGGCGUCGCGGCGUAGACGAGCGGUGCCUUCGUAGUGAAAGCGUCGCUCGAAACUGUGAAACCGAUCUCCUGAAAAGCGU